Messenger RNA from Nicotiana attenuata, 1163 nucleotides. RefSeq names its product auxin-responsive protein SAUR68-like. The record is from RefSeq and is a predicted model, not a curated record. The transcript has a single exon. NCBI's taxonomy places the organism in Eukaryota, Viridiplantae, Streptophyta, Magnoliopsida, Solanales, Solanaceae. Gene Ontology annotation, biological process: response to auxin. Bases 603 to 1040 code for a protein of 145 amino acids.
CUGAGUUGCAGCUGAAGCUUUUGCAACUAAUCACCAGACAAAGCAACGUGGUAAUGCCUGUUGGUAAUGUUGAUAUGGGGACUUUUAGAGUGUGGAUAUAGUUUGAAGCAUAGAUAAUGACAGGUUUUUUCUUGUAUUCUCUUUGGUAGACAGAAAACAUUACUUAAUUAUACAUGAGAGUCUCACCAUUGCCAGCACAUGGUUUUUUCUUUCACCAGCAAAACAUAAUCUACCACUGAAAAGUCAUAACUAUUUAAAGGUCCUACAUAUUGAGUUGAUAUCAUAACUAAUAUGUCUAUUCUGUUGUUAUCGGCCAAAGAAAAGAAAGGAAGAAACUUAUCAUCUUUCGAACAUUUCAAACUACCUUCAUUCACAAAUUUAAGGUCCCAUAUCGACAUGGUCAAAGGCAUCAGAACAUGGCUUUGCCUAUGGUGGUUAGUGUCAAAGACUUCAGCUCCAACUCAAAAUCUGUCUCCACUUGUAUAAAUAAUCCCCAUUCCAUGAGCAUUUUCAUCAUCAACUGCAGCAUUAUCUACUCAGCUAUCAAAGGUCUCUAGAUUUCUUCUUUACUUUCUUGUUCCCAAUCUUCCAGAGAAAAAACAAUGCUAAGUGCUAAGAAACUCAUCAAAAUGGCCAGGAGAUGGCAGAACUUUGCGGCCAUGCAGAGGAAGAGGAUUUCACUUCCAAGAAAUGAAAAUGAUGUAGAUGGUUGUAGUACAUCUUCAUCCUUUAUAGCCGGAAAAGGCCAGUUUGUAGUUUAUACAACUGACCAAAGGCGCUUUGUCAUUCCCUUGGCUUACCUGGAAAAUGAGGUCAUUUUGCAACUUUUAAACAUGUCCGAAGAAGAGUUCGGGCUUCCAAGUGGAGGCCCUAUUACAUUACCUUGUGAUUCAGCAUUCAUGGACUACAUCAUUUCACUAAUCAAGAAAGGUGCAGCUGCUGGAGAUCUUCGUAAUGCAUUGCUCCUCUCAAUUAAUUCAUCUUGCUGUUCAACUUCUUUGCACCAAGAUUGGGGAAAGCAGCAGCUGCUUGUUUAUUAGUCUUGAUCAUUAUCUUUAGUAAAUAAUAGCUCCAAAUAGAUUGUAUAGCAGGUGAAAAAGUAGGCAAUUGAAAGUGUGUAUUACAGAUGGAAUACAACUAUAUCUGAAUUUUGACCAGAUUUA